AAGAGGGAGGGGACAGAAAGGAGAGAGAUGAAGGAGGGGCAGCGCUGUGAUUUCUCAGUAAUCCUCUUGGCAUUUGUCAAAACCCGAGAGUAUAUUUGUGUGUGUAUAUGAGAGAGAGUGAGAGACAGAGACCAGGUGGAAUAAUAAGGCAUUAGGAGAGAGAGCAGGCAUGAGAGGGAGAGAUAGAGAGAGAGAGAGGAGCGGCAUCUUACAAGCACCAGUGAAGCGGCAAGCAGUAGAGGAACCAAGCGCCAUUCCUACUGGGGGGUGGGGGGGUUGAGCGAGUGAGGGAGGGAGUGUGGUACGCUCAGAGAGGAGAGAGGGAGCACGGAGGAGAGCCACAUCGAGGGGGACUGAGGGGCUGAGGGGCAGAGAGGAGCAGCGCUAGAAAGGGAGGGGACGCAGAGCAGGGAGGAAGAGGGAGAGUGGAGCGCGGACGCGGUGGCUAGGAGCCGGUCCUUGCCGCCUCGGCUGUGUAUGGGCGCGUCGCCCGGAACAGCGCGCGGGAAUCCAGCGGAGCGGGAGCGCUGAGCGUGUAAGUGGGUGGGAACGUCUCCCCGAGGCGCGUCAGGCCGGAGAUCCUCACACGCCCGAGUCCAGGGGGUCAGCAGAAGCUGCCGUGGGUCAAAUCGGGGGCACUUAGAUGAGGCAGCCAAAACGAGGAGCGGGAGGCACGAGAGAGAGGAGGUGUAACGCGGUGAGAGGCGUAUAGUGUCGCUCGGGGCGAGGAGGGUGGUGGGGGAGGUUCCACGUGGGGCAGAGUCGUGCGUUUCGGGCUGAGGGAGAGUGUCUGCCACAGGGGAGAGAGAAGGAGACGAGAAGGUCGAGAUUCCUGAAUUUCCACAUGUGGAGGCUGAGUGUGAAGGAGGGGAUCUGGGGUUGAUGCUGCAGAAGGGAGGGGGCACCAGGACUCAGCGCCGGAUCCGGUUUGGGGAGAUCACAUGACAACAGGGGAGCAGUGAGUCACACAAGAAGAGGUUCCAUCCACAGCCAGGGGUCAGAAAAGCCCAGACCAGCGGGUGGAGGUGUCUCUCCUCCUCUCUCUCUCUCGCUGUCCGUUCCGGGCACAAGAGCUUCACGGCAGGGGGCUCUAAGAAGAGUUCCCAGUCCAGCCCGUCACAGUCCAGUCCAGCUUCCCUUCUGUGGAUGCUUCCCGCGCUGAGCCAUGGGGGAAUGGACCAUCCUGGAGCGGCUGCUGGAGGCUGCGGUCCAGCAGCACUCCACCAUGAUCGGAAGGAUACUGCUGACGGUGGUGGUGAUUUUCCGCAUUCUGAUCGUGGCCAUCGUGGGCGAGACUGUCUACGAAGACGAGCAGGCCAUGUUCAUCUGCAACACCAUGCAACCGGGCUGCAACCAGGCCUGCUAUGACAAGGCCUUCCCCAUCUCGCACAUCCGCUACUGGGUCUUCCAGAUCAUCCUGGUGUGCACUCCCAGCCUCUGCUUCAUCACCUACUCUGUGCACCAGUCAGCGAAACAGCGUGACCGCCAAUACUCCUUCGUAUAUCCGCUGCUGGAGAAAGACUAUGGGCGUAGCGAGGGAGGCCGUAAAGUGCGUAAUAUCAACGGCAUCAUGGUCCACAACGCAGAGAGCGGGGGAAAGGAUGAGUCUGAGAGCCUGGAGGUGAAAGAGAUCCCCUACGUGCCACGAGCGCUGACCCACUUGAAGAAUGCCAAGGUGCGUCGGCAAGAGGGCAUCUCCCGCUUCUAUGUCAUCCAGGUGGUCUUCCGCAACGCCCUGGAGAUUGGCUUCCUGGCCGGUCAGUACUUCCUGUAUGGCUUCAACGUGCCGAGUAUUUUCGAGUGUGACCGUUACCCGUGCGUCAAGGAGGUGGAGUGCUAUGUGUCACGACCCACCGAGAAGACGGUCUUCCUCGUAUUCAUGUUUGCAGUCAGCGGCAUCUGUGUGGUGCUCAACCUGGCCGAGCUGCACCACAUGGGCUGGCGCAAGAUCAAAAGCGCCAUCCGGGGGGUCCAGGCCCGGCGCAAAUCUAUCGGCGAGUUGCGCAAAAAGGACCUGGCCCAUCUGUCCCAGGUGCCCAACAUGGGCAGGACCCAGUCCAGUGAGUCUGCCUAUGUCUAAAGCCAUUCAGAAUAUUGGGCUGAUAUAGGUCCUGUAUAGGUCCUGUAUAUGUCCUGUAUAGGGCCUGUAUAGGUCCUGUAUAUGUCCUGUAUAGGUCCUGUAUAUGUCCUGUAUAGGUCCUGUAUAGGUCCUUUCUUUCACACCUGUAAUCAACUAUGUAAUCAAGACAGAGGUAGAAUUUUGGACUAAAAUGAAAGAAAACAUUUGUUCUAAAUCCGUUCCACAAUUAUUUCCAAAAGUUUGUUAGGACCUUUGAAGAAGCGGAUUUUUUUUUUUAGAAGAUGGCCAAAUAAGGCAGAGAAGCUUAAGUGCAUAGCAAGGAA
Molecule: messenger RNA, 2403 nt
Organism: Brienomyrus brachyistius
Lineage: Eukaryota; Metazoa; Chordata; Actinopteri; Osteoglossiformes; Mormyridae
Product: gap junction delta-2 protein-like
Exons: 2
Coding region: 1166-2080 (304 amino acids)
Biological process (GO): cell communication
Cellular component (GO): connexin complex
Source: RefSeq, a predicted model, not a curated record